GGUAAAGCACGCCAUUUCAUCCCUUCCAAAUCCGGCGCUCAGGGCUCCGUAUUCAAGCCCCAUAAAACGGAUCUCGGUUCAGCCUGACCCACACUGUUGAUCUUAUUCGCGUUCACUCCCAGAGUUCCAAGACGUCUUCUCUUCAAAAGCAACAUUCUUAUUCGUAGUACAAAAAGUGUGUGGUGGUUAUCAAAACAGGCCUGAACAAUCCCACUUCAUUCAUCAAUGCCGCCAAAACGAAGAUCCACAGAUUCUUCUUCCCCAAACACAGUCUCCGACCACCAAAAAAACGAGAUCCUCCUCGACAAAAGAAGACAACGCAAUGGCGACUUCAACAACGACCAAAAGCCCAUUGCAAGAAAAUCUCGUGGAAAAGAAUGCCGUUUAUGCUUCCACCUUCAACAAGGGUCAUCUUGAGCUUCCACCCUCGAAGCAUUAUGCUGUUCUAACAUGCAUGGAUGCACGGAUUGACCCUGCAGCGGCAUAUGGCAUCGACCUCGGCGACGCGCACGUUAUUCGCAAUGCUGGAGGCAAUGCGAUCGACGCUCUUCGCUCGCUCGUCAUCUCGCAGCAGUUACUCGGGACCAAGGAGAUCAUCCUCAUCAAGCAUACAGGAUGCGGGAUGCUGAUCUUCGACACCCCGACUGCGACAGGGCUGGUCGAGAAGAACUUGGGCGCCGCGGGUGUUGAAGGACUCAAGAAAUUCGUCGGUGGGAAAGGAGAAUUUCAAACGUUCACUGAUCUCGAAGAGGCCGUGAAGAAGGAUGUGCAGCUGCUCAAGGACAGCGAAUUGAUUCCAGACGACAUUGUCAUCUCGGGUUGGAUUUAUGAGGUUGAGACUGGAACAGUGCGAAGUGUUGUAUGAGUGAGAGGGUAGAGUGAGAGGACUGUAACGACGGAGCUGAAGAUCUCCAUG
This is a messenger RNA of Exophiala viscosa, 916 nucleotides long. Its product is annotated as carbonic anhydrase. Gene Ontology annotation, molecular function: carbonate dehydratase activity; zinc ion binding. The coding region runs from base 323 to 865 and encodes 180 amino acids. The record is from RefSeq and is a predicted model, not a curated record. The transcript is spliced from 2 exons. NCBI's taxonomy places the organism in Eukaryota, Fungi, Ascomycota, Eurotiomycetes, Chaetothyriales, Herpotrichiellaceae.